Dichomitus squalens LYAD-421 SS1 is the source of this 1529-nucleotide messenger RNA. RefSeq lists its product as uncharacterized. Gene Ontology annotation, biological process: transmembrane transport. The record is from RefSeq and is a predicted model, not a curated record. Lineage: Eukaryota; Fungi; Basidiomycota; Agaricomycetes; Polyporales; Polyporaceae. The transcript has 7 exons. Bases 81 to 1529 code for a protein of 482 amino acids. Gene Ontology annotation, molecular function: transmembrane transporter activity.
CAGAACCAUGCUCCCAUACAUCAUGGCAUCCACUACCGGCAUUUCUCCCAGCUUCCCGUCCUCUCUGUCUGCCCACCACUAUGGUCUCUGGCACGGCCGCCAAGACGCACCUGAAUAGUAGAAGAGAAUCCGCGGCCCCGUCGACCACAGAGACGCUCUCCGCUCCGACAACACCAGUAGUCGGCUCGAAGGAGAAGGAUGCCUCAAAUCACACCGCUGCGGAUGAGGAGUGGAAGGACUUUGGGUUCCUGCCAAUACCAAUACGCGUACGCUAUGACCCUGAAAGCCCAGCACAUUUCGGGCUGUUGAUGAAUGUAAUAUUUGGGAUUGCGAGCACGUUCAUCGUCAGCAAUCUAUAUUACUGCCAACCUCUUCUCAUCCAAUUCUCAAUAUCGUUCGGAGUAACAUAUUCUGAAGUAGCAAACAUACCCACGCUAGUACAAGCCGGAUACGCUAUCGGUCUACUAUUCAUCACCCCUCUUGGGGACCUCGUCAGGAGAAGACCGCUGAUUAUGAUCCUCACAUUCAUCACUGCGAGUCUCCCGAUUGGUCUCGCAAUCACGAAGAGCCUUGUCGCCUUCGAGAUUCUCUCAUUUUUCGUCGGCGUGUGCUCCGUUGUCCCGCAAAUCCUCAUGCCACUCGCGGCCGACCUAGCUCCGCCAGAACGCCGCGCCUCCGCACUUUCAAUCGUCCUCUCAGGUCUCCUCCUAGGUGUUCUGGUUGCGCGAGUGCUCGCGGGCGUCGUCGCGCAAUUUGUCACCUGGCGCGUCGUUUACUAUAUCGCGAUCGGCGUGCAGUACGGCAUUCUACUGGUGCUGUACUGGAUGCUGCCCGACUACCCCGCAAAGAACAAGGGAGCGACCUACUUCGGGAUCUUGUACAGCAUGGCGAAGUUCGCGGUCACCGAACCGCUGCUCGUGCAGGCCAUACUGAUCAGCAUCCCGUCGAGCGCGACCUUCACGAACUGGUGGGUUACCCUCACCUUCCUCCUCGGCGGUCCCCCGUACAACUACUCGACGGUGGUGAUUGGCCUCUUCGGCGUAGUAGGCAUCGUCGGUGUCGCGAUGGCGCCCCUCAUCGGGCGCACGAUCGACGGGCUCGUUCCCUGGUCUGCGACGCUCUUCGCGAUGAUCAUGCUCCUCAUCACAUUCUCGAUCCAGACGGCCGCGGUCGGCCUGAACGUCGCCGUCGUCGUGAUCGUGUGCAUCGGGCUUGACGUCUUCCGGCAGACGCAGCAGGUGUCGCUCACGACCGCCGUGCUGGGCCUCGACGCGUCCGCGCGCUCGCGGCUCAACGCCGUCCUCAUCCUCUCGCUGUUCAUCGGGCAAGUGAUGGGCACGGCCGUCGGCUCGAAGGUGUUCACGGAGCACGGGUGGCGCCCCGACGCGUCGCUCAACCUCGCCUGGACGGGCUUCACGUUCUUCAUCCUCUUCCUCCGCGGGCCGCACUGCCCGCGCUAUACGUGGUUCGGCUGGCAGGGCGGCUUCGAGCUCCGCAAGAGCCAUCCGGUCCCUGAGGUAGAGGUGUAG